AUGUCGGCAGACACCAUCAUCCCCUUGCAUGAAUACGAUUGCAUGCCCUUGUUGACAAACAUAUUUUUCACACUCUUGCUGAAAUAUGACCGGGUGCUCGAUCCUCAUGUCCUGGAAAAGUCGUUGGUCGAACUGAUCGACAGAGAAGGCUGGCGCAAACUCGGUUCCCGGCUCAAACGAGAUGCAAAAGGCGAUUUGGUUUACCACGUACCGGCUAGCUUUGACGAAAGCCAUCCGGCCAUCACCUUUUCCCACGUCCACCACGACAUGUUUAUAGCCGACCACCCCCUGGCACGGCAGAUCCCCACGUCCAAAUCCGGCCGGGAAGAUGCACCCUCGGUGGUCCUGGACCUGGGGAAACUCGCCCCCUUGACCCGACGCGCCGACGCCCCGCACAACAUUGCCGAAUUCAUCGCGCGGAACCUCCCGCAGCUCGAGCUCCACGUCGUUACUUUCCGCGACGGCACCACCGUCGGCAUCAGCUUCCUGCAUUCGCUGCUCGACGGCAUGGCGCUCGGCGGGCUACUGAGCGCCUGGUCGCUCGUGCUGCACGGCAAGGGCGACCAGGUCCCGCCCGUCUGCGGCGUCGACCGCGACGUGCUGCGCGAGUUGCGCACCUUUAACGACUCCAAUGCCAAGCCCGCCGCGGCCCCCGUCGUGUACAAGCAUGCCCGGUACGUCAUGGGCCGGCUGGCCACGCUCAGGUUCGUGCUGGGCCGCAUCUGGGAAUUCGUCCGGUACCGCCAGGAGGAGGUGCGGGUCGUUCGCGUGCCGGGGUCGUUUGUCACGCGGAUGCGGGAGGCGGCGCUCCAGCAUCUGGCCACGGCUGCGGAAGGUGAUGCAGUGGCAGCGGCAGCAACAGCAGCAGCAGCAGCAGCACCAGUCGAGAAACAGCCGUGGGUAAGCGAAGGCGACGUAUUAGUGGCAUGGUGGAGCCGUUACGCCACGCUGCAGUACGCAAACAGGCCCGAUAAGCCCAUCAUGAUAACCAACGCCUUCAGUAUGCGCAAAGCGCUCGCGGGGACGCUGCUGCCGCCGCUGCCGCGCGACGGCGGCCGACCCCAUGUGUACCUGGCCAACUGCGUCACGGGGCUCAACGUCUACACGACCAUCAGGGGUCUGGGGACGGCCAUGGCGGAAACGGCAGCGGCGGUGCGGCGGAGCAUCGUGGAGCUGGGGACCGUCGAGCAGCUGGCGGCCAUGCACGCCAUCUGCCUCGAGGACCCGCGGAAGCUGUGGAAAAUGCGUUUCUCCGGCAUGCCCGACGCCCACAUGACCAUAUUCACCAAUUGGACGCAAGCGCUUUUCCAUCACGUCGAUCUCGCGCCGGCCGUGGCGGCAGGAGGAGGAGGAGGAGGUGAUGGAACUGAUGAGCAGGCCGUAAAUGGACGCUGCCCCGAGGAACAACAGGGCCCGGUUAUGCCGAGCUUUGUGGGCUCCCAUAUGAAUAGCCCCGUUUGGCCUUUGCGUGAUCAAUUUGUUAUCAUCGGCAAGGACGGCCAAGGAGACUAUUGGUUGUCCGGAACGUUGCGAAAGGGCCUAUGGGGCAAAAUAGAGGAAGCGUUGGAAAAACAAGAAUUAUAA
This is a messenger RNA of Pyricularia pennisetigena, 1584 nucleotides long. RefSeq lists its product as uncharacterized. Bases 1 to 1584 code for a protein of 527 amino acids. Lineage: Eukaryota; Fungi; Ascomycota; Sordariomycetes; Magnaporthales; Pyriculariaceae. The transcript has 2 exons. The record is from RefSeq and is a predicted model, not a curated record.